GCGGCGGUGGUGGCGGCGGCGCAUGCGCGGUCAGAGGCAGCGAGCGGCGAUGGCGGCGAUGGCGGCGGCGGGCGCGAGGCCCCUGACGGUGCUGGGCACCAUGGAGAUGGGGCGUCGCGCGGGGCCCGAGGCCAGCGCGGCGAUGCUGCGGGCCUUCCUGGCGCGCGGCCUCCGCCUCCUCGACACCGCCUACAUCUACGCGGACGGCAGCUCCGAGCAAAUCUUGGGGACGCUGCUGGCCGCCGACGGCCCGCCGGUGGAAAUCGCCACCAAGGCGAACCCCUUGCAGGGGAACACGCUGAAGCCCGAGUGCUUGCGGUUGCAGCUGGAGACGUCUCUGGAGCGGCUGGGGAGGAAGAGCGUGGAGCUCUUCUACCUCCACCUCCCUGACCACGGGACCCCGGUGGAGGAGACGCUGCGGGCCUGCAAUGAGCUGCACAAAGAGGGCAAGUUCAAAGAGCUCGGUCUAUCAAACUACGCGGCGUGGGAGGUAGCAGAAAUCUGCACCAUCUGUAAACACAACAAGUGGGUGAUGCCAACUGUGUACCAGGGCAUGUACAAUGCAAUCACUCGCCAGGUGGAGACUGAGCUGUUUCCUUGCCUGAGAUACUACGGACUGCGGUUCUACGCCUACAAUCCACUGGCUGGAGGACUGCUGACAGGCAAGUACAAGUACGAGGACAAAGACACAAAACAGCCUGCUGGAAGGUUUUUUGGGAAUGACUGGGCUCAGAUCUACAGGGACAGAUACUGGAAAAAGUGCCAUUUUGAAGCAAUUGCCCUAGUAGAAAAAGCUCUAAAGGAUGCAUAUGGUUCCAAUCCACCAAGCCUGACCUCUGCUACUUUGCGUUGGAUAUACAAUCACUCCAAACUUCAGGGUUCCCUGGGAGAUGCGGUGAUCAUUGGCAUGUCCAACAUGGAGCAGCUGGAGCAGAACCUUGACGGCAGCGAGGAGGGUCCUCUGCUCCCGGCCGUGGUGGAAGCGUUUGAUAAAGCCUGGAACCUCACUGCACACGACUGCCCCAACUACUUCCGCUAGGGAUCGGGACAGGGAGAAGCAAGCGGGGGUCGAGGGGCUGGAUAAUCAGAUUCACCAGUCUCAAGCGCACCUUGUAAGUCUCCUGAAUGGGAGGUACUAAUCCGCCCUGCCCUUUGAGCCACACUAAUAUGUUGUGAUUUUCCUACGUGAAUGAAACUUGUAGGAUCAGCCUUACUACUUACACUAACGCUGUCGGCACUUGUUGUGCGGGCCGUGCCUUGUUCUUUCUCCCCUCGUGCACCUUCACUUCUGCACAAUGUUGCAUUAUGAUUUAAAGAUGCCGUUGAUAUGGGAAAGAGAUUGUGUAACUGGGUGAAGGGCACAGUUCUGCUUUCAGUUAUUAUGGUACCUUAAAUUUCAAAUAAUUAUCUAUGUAAACAAAUAAAUAUUUCUCUAGCAUA
Molecule: messenger RNA, 1440 nt
Organism: Dromaius novaehollandiae (emu)
Lineage: Eukaryota; Metazoa; Chordata; Aves; Casuariiformes; Dromaiidae
Product: aflatoxin B1 aldehyde reductase member 3-like
Exons: 7
Coding region: 23-1039 (338 amino acids)
Source: RefSeq, a predicted model, not a curated record